AUGUUGGGUGAUUUUCUGGCUCGAUCCCUUUUGCUGCUGUUUGGGUAUGCAUAUCCAGCGUUUCAGUGCUACAAAGCGGUGGUGAUGGCGCCAAUUCAAGUCGAGCAGCUUCGAUAUUGGUGUAAAUUUUGGAUCGUUGUGGCUAUUCUAACCGUUGUUGAGAGGAUUGCUGAUGCUUUUGUGGGAUGGUUCCCCAUGUAUGGAGAAUUGAAGCUGGCUCUGUUUAUCUACUUGUGGUAUCCAAAGACUAUGGGAUCUGGGUAUGUGUUCGACACGUUGUUGAGGCCUUUGGUUGAUAAAAAUGACAAGGAUAUUGAAAAGAUGCUGUUGGAUUUGAGAAUAAAGGCUUGGGAUUUGGCCAUUUUCUACUGGAACAAUUGCACCGAGUUGAGCCAAUCUGCAUUGCUCCGAGUUGUUAACUACAUGGCUUCUCGCCGUAAUCCCUUAGCUGCUACGCCUUCUUCCAAGAAGCUGAAGUGA
Messenger RNA from Cucurbita pepo subsp. pepo (vegetable marrow), 480 nucleotides. Its product is annotated as HVA22-like protein i. Lineage: Eukaryota; Viridiplantae; Streptophyta; Magnoliopsida; Cucurbitales; Cucurbitaceae. The record is from RefSeq and is a predicted model, not a curated record.